Molecule: messenger RNA, 1197 nt
Organism: Symbiodinium necroappetens
Lineage: Eukaryota; Dinophyceae; Suessiales; Symbiodiniaceae
Source: the annotation of a GenBank genome assembly
GUUGCUGAAUAUCUGGGUAUCGACGAAACAGGCUGGCAGGUGUGGUCGAAUUUAGUCGAUGGAAUGUUCUAUGUGGACUGCUUCAUCUACUUCUUCUGCAGCUUCCAAGAUGAGCGUGGGCGGGAGGUAGACUGCCUGCCACGAAUCAUAUAUCGCUAUGCCACGGGCAGCUUCCUCGUGAACGUUAUGGCCAGUCUUCCUGAUUCGGCAGCUGGCGAGAUGAUGAAGGUGGUCAGUGGCCAGGAAGGCUCCGACGGAACUAGCGCCCAUCAAGCGGCGAGGACGAUGCGAUUGCAGAGAGCCUCGCGUUUGUUCCGCCUGGCUCGCAUUGGACGGCUGGCGAAGCUGACCGCCAUGAAGUCGAGCCCACUGUGGAAGUGGUUGCAGACUCUCCGUGGAGUGCGCAUUAUCAACGUCUUGGUUGGUCUCUUCUUCUCUGUUCAUCUGCUGGCCUGUGGCUGGUACAUGUGCGCAUCGCUGCACGCAGAUGUGGAGUCAACCUGGUUGGCACGGAGAAUGGUGGACGCAGAUGGCACGAAGAGUCUACUGGAUGAGAGUGAUCCUGGUCUUCAAUGGCUCCAUGCCAUGUACUUCAUUCUCACGGUGUUCACCACUGUAGGCUUCGGUGACAUUGCUGCAGUCACACCAGGUGAAAUCCUGUAUGUGGUCUUCACUUUCCUCAUCGGUGCCGUGGUGCACAGUAUCAUUAUUGGAGAGGUGAUUGCCGCGGUCACCCGCGUCGACGAGCGGGGACAGUUCAUCACCGAACAACGGGGCCUGCUGGAGCGUUUCGCGGCCCACACGGAGCUCGGCGAGGAUUGCGUCAUGGAGCUCCAGAACUGGGUAAAUACUGAGGCCGUGCGCUGGAUGAACCAGAAGUACGAUAAGGAAGCUGUGCGGGGCUUGCUGACUGGCAGGCACAUGGCGCGUCACAUUAUGAACAUGUUGCCUUGCAAGCUCUUCAAGGGCCAGUUCGCAACGAACCGCUUCUUCCUGAACUUGCCGCCGAGGUCCGAUUGCCAGGGUCUGUUUCUCGUCCUGUUUCUGGGAAGUUUGGUGGCGCAAGUGGUUGCGCAGGUGGUGGCGGUGCGGCGGUGGGUGCUGCUGCUUUUGUUGCUGUCGUCACGGCGGAUUUUUAUCAUCCUCGCCGUCGUCGUCGCCAUCACUGUCGACUUGGUCGUGGCAGACCCUGUCAAU